AUGAAUCCCCAACUCGCCAACUUCAUGUUGGCUCGCACUCCUGAGCACAUUCUCCAUCCAAAGACCAUGGCGGACACCACCUUCACCCUCAACACUGGCGCCAAAAUUCCCGCCGUCGGCCUGGGUACUUGGCAGAGUGGUGAGUAUUCUUCUAUGCCACGUGUCAGCAAUGCUCGCGUGUCCUGACGAUCCUGUAGAUCCAGGCCAAGUCAAGACGGCUGUUGCCCAUGCCCUGAAGAGCGGCUACAGGCACAUUGACGCCGUAAGUGUGACCGCGGAGCAGCACGGAAGGCACCGUACUGAGCUAUCCUCCAGGCAUUCGUCUACGGGAACGAGAGUGAGGUCGGCGAGGGCCUGAAAGAGGCGUUUGACUCUGGUAUCAAGGUGCGUUGCGCUGGGUGGGGGAGUACAAGCCGUGUCCAGAUGGGUUGCUGAUAUCUGACAGCGGGAGGAUGUUUUCGUUACUUCAAAAUUGUGGAACACCUACCACCGGAAGCCAGAGGAGUGCCUUGACGAAGGUCUGAAGCGCCUGGGCUUGGACUAUGUCGACCUCUAUCUCGUGCACUGGCCGGUACCAAUGAGCCCCAACGGCAACCACCCUCUCUUCCCAAAGCAUCCGGAUGGCUCGCGAGACUUAGACACUGAGUGGUCCCAUGUCGAGACCUGGAAGAACAUGGAAAAGCUGUUGAAGACUGGCAAAGUGAAGGCAAUCGGAGUCUCCAACUAUAGUGUCAAGUUCCUCGAGGAGCUUCUGCCGCAUGCUUCGGUUGUCCCUGCUGCCAACCAGAUCGAGAACCGUGAGUACAUGGUAAACGCAAGUAUAAUCCGUUUGCUGACUUGACCUUCUCGGCUAGACCCCUAUCUUCCACAGCAAGACAUUGCAGACUACUGCCGCGAGAAGGGUAUCUUAAUUGAGGCAUACAGCCCGCUGGGCAGCACCGGAAGCCCGCUGUUCUCCGAAGCAGGAGUCCAAGAAGUCGCGAAGAAGCACAACGUAGGGCCAGGUACGAUCCUGAUCAGCUAUCAGGUCAACAAGGGGCACGUCGUUCUGCCGAAAUCCGUGACACCCACGCGUAUCGAGGAGAACCUCAAAACCGUGAAGCUGGACAAAUCUGAUCUGGAUGCAUUAGAGGGCAUUCACAAGAAGAAGGGUCUAACACGAUUUGUGUACCCACCGUUCGGUGUCAACCUUGGCUUCCCUGAUAAGCAGUAA
Lecanosticta acicola is the source of this 1213-nucleotide messenger RNA. Lineage: Eukaryota; Fungi; Ascomycota; Dothideomycetes; Mycosphaerellales; Mycosphaerellaceae. The record is from the annotation of a GenBank genome assembly.